This is a messenger RNA of Neoarius graeffei (lesser salmon catfish), 7667 nucleotides long. Its product is annotated as histone-lysine N-methyltransferase PRDM9-like. Gene Ontology annotation, biological process: negative regulation of transcription by RNA polymerase II. NCBI's taxonomy places the organism in Eukaryota, Metazoa, Chordata, Actinopteri, Siluriformes, Ariidae. The record is from RefSeq and is a predicted model, not a curated record. The transcript is spliced from 19 exons. Gene Ontology annotation, molecular function: histone methyltransferase activity; DNA-binding transcription repressor activity, RNA polymerase II-specific; protein binding. The coding region runs from base 249 to 4106 and encodes 1285 amino acids.
GUCCAGGUGGUGGCGCUAACGCGUCCAGUAGCUGCUUCUCCAACCGCCAGUAAACAUUGGAGAAGAACAAGACGCUGCUCGUCUGAGCCGCUUUAGCCCCUCGAGUUAUAAAAAUAAAAACGCGUUAUUGUGUCUGGCUCUGAGGAUUUAAAACCCUGAGGUUUUCUUUGAUUGAUUGAAGGUUUUGAUCAUCAUCUUCGAGAUUCAUCGCCCUCAACUCCUCACCCUCAGGACUCCUGGAGCACAGGAUGCCGAGGAAGGGAAGGAGGUCCGAGGCAGCGAGGCGCCGAUGGAGGAAGCGCAACCUGGAGGAGCCAACUCCAGUCACUUCCCCCCCGAAGACGGUCCAGACGGUGUCCACCCCACUGGACGCAGGGUCCAGGACCAGGGAGACCCACCCCCCCUGCUCUCGAGCUCCAGUCAGCAACGUGGUUGGAUCUUCACCCCCAGCCCAGCCUUUCGGGAGCCUGGGUGAUGUGUGUCCCGAAGUUCGUGCACGCCGCGGUACCGGGUUCCGCCAUCGGGUGUGGAGGUGGCCAAUUUCGAAGCUCACUGGACGGAGCCACAAGUUGGUCAUCCCACCGGAGUCUCCUGACAAGAAGUUCAUUCUGAUUGUCGGGGACUCCCACCUCCGGUCCAUCGCAGAUGGUUUCACCGUGAUGCCAGAAGGAAAGUUUUCUUUUGGUGUCCUGUCGACCUAUGGGGCCCACGCCGCUCAGCUGCGGACUGAGGUCCUACAUGCUAAUGUUCCUCGGUCCCCUGACGCCGUUUGUGUUCUCGCCCCUAGCAACAACCUGACCGCGAGCAGGACCAUCGACGAGGCAGCCGUCGAUUACGCAAGUUUCCUCACUGCUGUGAGGAGCCGCUGGCCGGAGGUCUUUGUGCUGGAUUUCCCCCCCCGUCUGCAGGAGGAUGAGACAUACCAGGUCCUCCUUCGUCAAGAGUACCACCGCGUGACGGCUCGUAUGGGUGUGAGGUACGUCUCUGUGGCGGAGCACUUCCCCCUUACGCGCUUGGAUCUGUGGAGCAGAGACGGCAUUCACCUGAGCGAUCGUGAGGGGAUGGGCAUCCUUACCCAGCUGCUGUGGACCGCCACGGAGCAGUUCCUGGAGACACCACCACCUCCCCCGGUUUCUCCUAAGCUGGUUGUGAAGAGAGAGGUACGUGCUCCUCUGUCUCCUGACCCCUUCCAGUGGAAGGUCGUUGGUCAGAGCAGCAAGUUGCAGGUUCCUGGUCAGGCCAGCUUGGCUCAGCAGCAAGAGGAGUCCUUCCUCCCACUGAACCCAAUGUGGUUCAGUAGCAUGAUCCUUCGUGCUAUGGAGGAGGUGUCUCCUUCUCAGCUGUCUGGUGUGGAGGACUGCAAGUCUCCUCCAGCACGCAAGAAGGUGGCCUCCCCAGCGGCAGCCAGGCGUCGUAGGACCGCGGAGAGAUGCCCCCCCCACCGCCAGUCUCCUGUGAACAACCUGGUUGGAUCCCCUCCAGCCAGGCUGUCACAGAGACUGCAGGACGACGCCCCCUCCAGCCCGGUUCCACGGUCCAGGACCACGGAUGGACCAGCCCCCCACACCCAAACUUCAGUGACCAACCUGUGUGAGGACAUGAAAACAGAGACAUCCAUGGAUGGAGAGACUUCAGAAGCCUGUGUGAAGAAAGAGGAGACGCUGGAGCUGAAUAUCUACAGCUAUGGAGACGAUCUCGACAACCCACCUGAAGGUCUCUCCGUUAAAGUGGAAGAUCCUGAUGAUAAAGACUAUCUCUACUGUGAAGUUUGCAAAUCCUUCUUCCUCAACAAAUGCAAGGUUCAUGGACCACCCCUCUUCAUCCCCGAUACUCCUGUUCCCAUGGGAGUCCCUGACCGAGCCAGACAAACACUUCCUCCUGGGCUAGAAAUCCAGAAGUCCAGUAUUCCUGAUGCAGGCCUGGGAGUGUUUAAUAAGGGGGAGACUGUUCCAGUAGGUGCACACUUCGGCCCCUGCCAGGGAGAGCCGGUGAACAGAGAAGAAGCCAAGAACAGUGGAGACUCCUCGGUUGUAUACAGGAGCAUGCAGUGUGAAGAAUACAUCAAUGCCAAAAGAGAGAUGCAUGUGAAUUGGAUGAGGUAUGUGAAUUGUGCCCGUAAUGAAGAAGAACAAAAUCUUGUGGCAUUUGAGUAUCAAGGGGGAAUUCUGUAUCGUUGCUGUCGAUCCAUUAACCCAGGACAGGAGCUCUUGGUGUGGUAUGAAGAGGAGUACACCAGAGAACUCAGUCCUGCACCUACAGGAACAACCAGACAGCAAGAAGUAAAGAACGCUCUGCUGCAAGUCUUUUCAUGCUCCACAUGCCCUCGUUCCGAUGCAUCUCCAAUUUACCUCGACAAGCACAUCCAGAGAUGCCACUAUGAAGAGUACGUGAGACUGCGAGAAUCAGGAGAGAUUAAAUAUAAGCUUCAGAUCCCCUCCAAAUGCUCCAGUCGUCAACCAACAUCAACUGAUGAUAUCCAUUCUGAUACUUCCCAUAAUGAUAUACAGAAGGAAAUUCACCACUGCUCAGAUUGUGGAAAGAGUUUUAGUUAUCAGAAUGCACUCAAGACACACCAGUGCAGUCACACAGGAGGAGAUCCACAUCACUGCUCACAGCGUGGUAGCAAUUUUACUUACCAGAGUGCUCUCAAAACACAACAGCGCGUUCACACAGGAGAGAAGCCGUAUCACUGCUCACAGUGUGGGAAGAGUUUUACUCGUCAGAGUAAUCUCCAACGACACCAGCACAUUCACACAGGAGAGAAGCCGCAUCACUGCUCACAGUGUGGGAAGAGUUUUACUGAAAAGAGUAAUCUCCGACAACACCAGCGCAUUCACACAGGAGAGAAGCCAUAUCACUGCUCACAGUGUGGGAAGAGUUUUACUGAACAGAGUAAUCUCCGACAACACCAGCACAUUCACACAGGAGAGAAGCCGUAUCACUGCUCACAGUGUGGGAAGAGUUUUACUUAUCUGCGGACUCUCCAACGACACCAACGCAUUCACACAGGAGAGAAGCCAUAUCACUGCUCACAGUGUGGGAAGAGUUUUACUUGGCAGAGUGAUCUCCAACGACACCAGCACAUUCACACAGGAGAGAAGCCGUAUCACUGCUCACAGUGUGGGAAGAGUUUUACUAAACAGUGUACUCUCCGACAACACCAGCACAUUCACACAGGAGAGAAGCCGUAUCACUGCUCACAGUGUGGGAAGAGUUUUACUUGGCAGAGUGAUCUCCAACGACACCAGCACAUUCACACAGGAGAGAAGCCGUUUCACUGCUCACAGUGUGGGAAGAGUUUUACUAAACAGUGUACUCUCCGACAACACCAGCACAUUCACACAGGAGAGAAGCCGUAUCACUGCUCACAGUGUGGGAAGAGUUUUACUUGGCAGAGUGAUCUCCAACGACACCAGCACAUUCACACAGGAGAGAAGCUGUAUCACUGCUCACAGUGUGGGAAGAGUUUUACUUGGCAGAGUGCUCUCCAACGACACCAGCGCCUUCACACAGGAGAGAAGCCGUAUCACUGCUCACAGUGUGGGAAGAGUUUUACUUGGCAGAGUGCUCUCCGACAACACCAGCACAUUCACACAGGAGAGAAGCCGUAUCACUGCUCACAGUGUGGGAAGAGUUUUACUUGGCAGAGUGCUCUCCAACGACACCAGCACAUUCACACAGGAGAGAAGCCGUAUCACUGCUCACAGUGUGGGAAGAGUUUUACUUGGCAGAGUGCUCUCCGACAACACCAGCACAUUCACACAGGAGAGAAGCCGUAUCACUGCUCACAGUGUGGGAAGAGUUUUACUCAACAGAGUGAUCUCCGACUACACCAGCGCAUUCACACAGGAGAGAAGCCGCAUCACUGCUCACAGUGUGGGAAGAGUUUUACUCAGCAGAGUAAUCUCCAAACACACCAGCGCAUUCACACAGGAGAGAAGCCGUUUUACUGCUCACAGUGUGGGAAGAGUUUUACUCAGCAGAGUACUCUCCAACGACACCAACGCAUUCACACAGGAGAGAAGCCGUAUCACUGCUCACAGUGUGGGAAGAGUUUUACUCGUCAGAGUCAUCUCCAACAACACCAGCACAUUCACACAGGAUAGAAGCCGUAUCACUGCUCACAGUGUGGGAAGAUGUUUGCUUGUUUAGUUCCAUUCAAGACCUUCAAGUGCACUAACUCAGAGACACUGCAUGAUUUAAAGUUGUCAAAUUAAAUAUGGUUAUUACAGUUUUGACUGAAAAUGACCUGUACUUUGAACUUUAUUGUUCAUGUUACACUGGUCAACAAUUUUUCAGAAGUUGUCUGCUUCAGAGAUGAAGUUGGCUAUUAUGAAAUUUGGUGUGUUGAAUUAGAAGUGACGGUUAAUCAGCUGAUUGGCUAUGGCUUCCAAGAUAUUUAAGAUUUAAAAUUUUAUACUUGCGUACAUUGUGUAGAUCGUAAUGUUUUAAAUAUGAAUUGUAAAACUAGGUCUCGUGUUUAUGGUCGGUUUACAUAUUUCACCUGUUCUCUUUAUGUAACACUAGAAAAUCAGCCAAAAGUUUAUAUAAAUAAAAUGUAUUAUGAACAAAAUUGCAAAAACCAAUUAUGUGUAAGUACUGAAUAGGUUUAGUCCUUAUUCUGUGUGUAUGCAGUGGGUUUUUAUUUAUUUAUUGGCAGCUUGUCUCUUGUGUUCAUGAAACGGAGCAUCUCUUGUCAAGCAAAGACUUGAUCUCGAGUGCAUAGCACUGUAUGAAUUUUUUUUUUUUUGAGCUGAUAUAAGACCAGUUUGUUCAGCAGAGUGAUGUCAGUUGACUUAUGAAUGCAUCAUCAAUGACUUCUAGGAAUAACCUAAUGUCAUGUAUGAUGCAAUACCGGCUUCAGAUUGCAUCAUUCAUUGUUUUGCCAAAAAAGUAAGUACUAUCCAAACCCACUCAUAGAUUUAUUCAUAGAGCCAAUCUUGAAAACGAGCCAAUGAACAAUUUUAAGUUUCUUUUUCGUUCUCAGCGAUCCAGAACUAGUAAAGUUUGACUAUAUUUCAGAAGCAUUUUGGCUGUAGACCAGUGUUCUAUGACUGUUUUAAAAUAUGUAACCUUAUAGUGAUGUUUAAAAUGAGACUGUUAAUGUUUUCUUUUGCUCUUUAGUCAUUAAUUGCCACCAUACAAAUAAUGAUUUAACUGUAACACUUAUCGGUGUAGUACUGCAGCCUGAGACUAAUUGUUCAUGUAAUUAUUACUGAUCAGGAUUUUAAUGUUUAAUGGAAAUGUCGAUCAAACCAAAUGAGUACGGAGCACUUAAAUGAAGCUCAUCUAAAGCCUCGGUCACAACCGGCCGUACAUGCUCCUACGGCCGGUCUACGUGCAAAAGACGCAAAGAAACGCACGGAGGGCACGCGUGUGACGUUGUUUGGGUUCACCCAGAAAGAGACCCCGAGAUUCCUUCGUGAGUCCCCUCGGAUCCGGGACGAGAAUGAUCAGGUCGAGAGAAACAGACAAGGAACCAGAGGUUUCACAUGCCGGUUUAUUCGCACAGUCACUUCGUCAAAGAUGAAAGAUUACAAACACCUUUUAUAACAAAUCAUAAUCUCUCCAAACGGCUAUUGUGUCUGUCAAAUGUGUGUGUGUUUGUAUGUGACCUCAGAGAGGGGUGUGUGUGUCUCUAUGGGAGGGUGAGUGAGUGACAUCAUCUUGAUAUCUGUGUCUAUGUGCAAGGUCAGCAAAUCACAUCUUAAUUCCAUAUGUAUGUGUGUGAAUGAAACCUUCAAUCAUAAGCAAAAUAAUAUUUCAGCAAUUCAGCAAUUUCAUUUACGCACGUCAAAGCGCGUGAUGUUUUUACGACAAUGUUUUAAACAAAGACUAUGUUUGGUCUAACAAAGAAGUGUUCUUCUCCACUGGACGAAGGUCAGGCUACAGGAACAGUUUAAAAUCGCUGCCAUAGUAUAUGCAAUAGUCCAAAAUAAUAAAGGAUCUUAAAAAGCUCUAAAAUAUACUAUAAGUAAUAUAUACUAUAAUAUAUACUAUAAUACUAUAACUGUACUAUAAAAAUAUGAGUCUUAACUCUUUGUUCAGCAAUAAGGCUACCAUUACAUCCAACAUUAAAGUGUGUGUGUGGGUCGAUCUGACACUAAAACAGACCUUGGUGGGUCCUUCAGACACUUCUCUGUUCAAAAUACACAUUUCAUAAACAAAAUGUUCCCAAACAAUGUCCAGCCGAGACAGAAGGUCAUUUUUAAUUGAACCUUAAGUUAACUCUUAAUUUUGUCACCAUUUUAAUAAUAAUACUUAUACGAAUAAUAAGAAUAAUACUUAUAUAAACCUAACAGACGUGCUGAUUUUCGAGCCGCAGACUGGCCGUAGAGGUUCUUUGUCAUGUCAAACAAACUCUACGGGCGCUUACGUUUUUUUCAGGUUGCAAGACAAACUUACGGCCUCGUGUGUCUUCCAUACGGCCGACGUGCGUCUUUCGUACGAUUUGCUGGUGUCAGGUUUGGGCAAAAUGUCAGUUUUUUUUCGUACGUCGCACUUGCGGACUCCGUAUGUGUGUCGUGCAUACGUACAUACAUACGUAAUUAGUGUGGCCAACGCACGUUCAGAUAUUUCGUAUGUCAUCCAUGCGUGUCAAGUAAGUCGGCCGUGCAUUGGCCGUACGGCGAGAGGGCGGCAAUCGCACGAAAACUCGGGUCAGCCUCUAGCUGUGUGGGGAUCUUAUUUUUAUUUUUGCUGUGAUGGGUUGCUGUGAUUUUGGUGUGUUCACAUAAUUGGUUGAUUGCUGUGAUUUCACUGUGCUGCUAAUUGACUGCUACCCACACUGAUCUUGUAUUUGCGGCUCUCUAAUUGCUUAGAUGGAUCAGCUGUUUGGACAAUUAUUACCUGACCUACUGAAGCACUUGAAAGACGAAGGGGUGGGGUAUAAAAAGGGGACCUUUUCAGUAUUAAGGAGGAGUUCAACAGGGCGUGAAAUCGUUAAGAGGUGCCCGUGGACGGUGUGAGGCCGGUAACAGCCCCCGCCCCGCCGGGGACGCAGACUUCUCGGAGUUGGGUUGUUUGGGAAUGCAGCCCAAAGAGGGGAUCGGACGCCGCAGCAGAUGCGUAGUUACCAGUGGAAGAUCAGCAGGCAGAUUGAAGGAAGGAACAAACGGACGAACGAAGGAAGGAAUGAAUGAACGAACGAAUGAAUAUACAAAGUUUUUCUCUGCCUGCGCUGUGCUGUUUCCCUGAUUUGCUGCCUUCUUUUGAGGUGCGUCGGCUGCGGACUUAGGAUAUCGUGACCUAGCCAAUGGGAAUAUGGAGUCAACUGUACUUAAUUCAACGCUCGCUAACGACAGGGUAAAGGGACGUAAGACUUCUCCUUCCCUGCUGUUUUUGCCUUGUUGUGUACAUCGGCAUUGUUUGAUGCUUUCUCUUUUAUUGCCCGAGGUGUGCGCUGACUCCGGGCGAGCCAUAGACGUUUUUGGGAAUCCCCCGCUGCUACCUGGACGCUGGAGCUGUGAUGUCACGCGCAGGGCUUCCCCGCGCAUUAGGCUUCCCCACGAUUUCAGCGCUUCUGGGACUGGGAUUCCUCUUUGCACGGACUGCGCACUGCUGAGACGGGACAAUUUUCUUUUUCUUUUCUUUCUUUGUAGCUUGGUGCUAUUUUUAAAGGAUAAUUUAGUUAUCUAUUUACUAAAUAAAGCAUACAUUUUUUUUAA